AUAUUGGUUGAGCCACCAUGGAUUUACUAGACUCCAUCAUGAGCAAGAUGGCCAAGCCACCGUCCAUUGACGACAAACAGAAGAAGCUCAUGCGAGAGCAGCAGAAGGUGCUGGACGAGGCCAGGAGCAAGGAGCGGGAGGAGCUGAGCAAGUUCCGGCGCCAGAUGGAGCAGCGCGUCCACAGCUUCAU
Molecule: messenger RNA, 190 nt
Organism: Hyalella azteca
Lineage: Eukaryota; Metazoa; Arthropoda; Malacostraca; Amphipoda; Hyalellidae
Product: sperm-associated antigen 7 homolog
Molecular function (GO): nucleic acid binding
Source: RefSeq, a predicted model, not a curated record